This is a messenger RNA of Penicillium samsonianum, 291 nucleotides long. RefSeq lists its product as uncharacterized. The transcript is spliced from 2 exons. Lineage: Eukaryota; Fungi; Ascomycota; Eurotiomycetes; Eurotiales; Aspergillaceae. The record is from RefSeq and is a predicted model, not a curated record. The coding region runs from base 1 to 291 and encodes 96 amino acids.
AUGCUUCACAGUGAUUACGCUACCAAAGUUUUUGGUUUCGCGGCCUUCGGGCGCAUCUAUGGAACAGUUUCAAGGCUAGACGCCCUUACACGAACCGUCCUCGGUGGUAACCCGACUCCUAUCAAUAUUUCACUUGCUACUUUAGGGGCAGUUGUCAUUGCUACAUUGUCAGUCUUUCUGACAGUCGAGGGCCGUAAGUUUGUCAUUGGAGCUGGAAUGAGACUCGGCGUUCAUAACGAGCGGGAACGGCUUCUUCUGCUAACUGAGCGAGAGGAAUAUGGGCCCAUCUGA